AUGAACAAUACUAUUCCUUUGCUAACUUUGGGCAUCCAACCAACCAGUGGUAUUCAUGUACCUAUGCCUAAAUGGGAACCCUAUUUUCUUCAUCCUAUUCCGAAUAGCAAUUAUUCAACAGAGGUGAGGAAAAUUAGUUGUGGUGGAAAUUUUUUUGUGGUGAGAUUGUGGCCAAAACUCAAUUUUCAUGAAUCACACGUAGAGAAAUUGUACAUCAAGUUUGCAACAGCCAAGUCAAAUCAAUGCAAUUAUUUCAAACCCAUCAAAAACAGUUCAACAGAAAGCGAGUGCCAUUCCACAUUUUGGUUGGAUUACAAGUCGACAAUUGAUGAAUUGAAAUUGGGAAAUUGUUAUCAGGUGGAAGAUGUAUAUUGCAAUCAAGUAGGUGUACUAUUGCAAAUGAAGAAUAAUUUGGUCAUUAGAUUUGAUACUUCAUCAGAAAGGGUUUUCCAUCUCAAAAAGUUUGUGGAAAAUCAAAUUGGAAUUAGAGAAAUUAUAUGUGGACCUCUAUCUUUUCAUUUCCUUAUUCGUGGAACAGAUGAUGUGAUUUAUUAUUUCUCAACAGAUUCAACCAUUUAUUCGGAAGAAUUGAAAUUGAAUUUAGAUUUCAAAGAUAAGAAAUAUGUGACCUCUGCACUAAGUGGAAGAUCUUCAUUUGUUGUUUAUGAAGAACAAGAUGGAUCUCACCAAAUUCUAUGUCAUGGUGAUGAUCAAUUUUUAUCUCAAAGUGGACAACCAAGUGAAGUUUUCAGUCAACUUAAAACUCCAUUUCAAGGCAAAAGAAUUGAUCAAAUUAAAUGUGGAUAUUUCCAUACGAGUGUUUUAUUGGAGAGUGGAGAGGUUUACAUGUGUGGUUAUAAUGGUUAUUUCCAAUGUGGAGUUGUCGGUUCAGAUCAGUAUUUCAUCAAGAUUGACUUUCCAUUACUUCCAUAUGACUCCCAGAAUAGUAAAAUCUUUCAGCCCACAAGAAUUACAUGCUCAUCCAUUGCCACUGUAUUCAUUAAUAAGGAUGCUUUUGUAAUAGUUGGUGAUCCUGUCUCUUCCUUUGCUGUCAAGACUCCAUUUACAGAUAGUUCUAAACCAAACACAAUCUAUUGCAUUUAUCAUAAGUUUGGACCAGAGGAGCUACUACCAACAUUGGAAACCAAUAGUAUUGAAUGUGGAGGAUGGCACUUUGUUCUUUACAAGAAAAAGAUUUUGGAAAGCAAGUGUCUCAAAUAUUUCUAUGAAAAUUUGAAGAAAAAUAAUGGAAAUCGAGAGUUCUUUUCAUUUUCAGAUAUUAAAAUAAUUUAA
Messenger RNA from Naegleria gruberi, 1293 nucleotides. RefSeq lists its product as uncharacterized. The record is from RefSeq and is a predicted model, not a curated record. Lineage: Eukaryota; Heterolobosea; Eutetramitea; Acrasida; Naegleriidae. The transcript has 2 exons. Bases 1 to 1293 code for a protein of 430 amino acids.